UUAACACCAGUCGGUCAUUCAAACUUGUAAGAUCGACAGUUCGGCUAGUGCGGACUGUCGCGUUCGAGUGACAUUUAGUUUUGUACUAUAGACGCUCGCGGCGCUGUGAAUACCGCGAAAUGUCAUCCAAAAUAAUUAACGAGAGUCAGCACGAUGGUAAAUUGAACGGUUUAAGUGUUGCGUUAACGGACAAAGGGCUCACACCUCUGAGCGGACGGUACAGAUCGAAAAGUUUGUCUAGUGAUAAGUUAAAUAAAACUAAUGCGGAUCGGGCCGCGAUACUGGAGGAUGUUGAGGCCCACUACAUAACAGAGAGAUCCGAGACUCCCGGCUGUUUAGUGAUUAAGAAAAUUAUGGAUCAAGGAAAUGCAACGCUUGGCGGGUUCAAAGAUGGCAAAGCGACAUACGGUUCAGACACCCCCUCCCGCGGCAGGCGAGUAAUCUUCUGCGUUCACGGGAACCCGUCCACCGGCUGCUGUGCGGUCAUCGAGACCACUGCCGAUGGUGAAGAUGGUGAUAUUAGGAACGGAAGCAUCAGUGAUGUAGCGAGGCAUUGUCACAGAUCAAGAAAUGAAGAGAUAGAUAAGCGUGCGAGGAGAAAACUUAUUAUAGCUAGUAUAUUAUGUGUUAUAUUUAUGAUAGGAGAAAUUGUAGGUGGAUACUUGUCAAACAGUCUUGCUAUAGCCACAGAUGCAGCACAUUUAUUAACAGACUUCGCCAGUUUUAUGAUAUCGUUGUUCUCCCUUUGGGUUGCUAGUAGACCCGCGACAAGAAAGAUGUCAUUCGGCUGGUACAGAGCAGAAGUUAUCGGAGCUCUAACGUCGGUUCUAUUGAUCUGGGUGGUCACAGCGGUGCUGGUAUAUAUGGCUGUGCAGAGAGUCAUCUACAAGGAGUUUGAAAUAGACGCCACUGUUAUGCUUAUCACAUCUGCUGUGGGCGUUGCGGUAAAUCUCAUUAUGGGUCUUACGUUGCAUCAACAUGGUCACAGCCAUGGCGGCGGUGGUGGUGGUCAUGGUCACACUCAUGGUGGAAACAACCCUGUACUCAACAAUAAGCAGAAGGAACGUGGAGACUCCGAUGUUGAAAGUUCUUCAUCCCACCAACAUGACCAUCAACAGACUGAAAAUAUAAACGUUCGAGCCGCCUUCAUCCACGUCCUCGGCGACUUCCUCCAGAGCUUUGGUGUCCUGGUAGCAGCUAUCGUCAUUUACUUUAAGCCGGAUUGGAAUCUCGUGGACCCCAUCUGUACGUUCAUGUUCUCGGUGCUGGUGCUUAUCACGACAUUCAACAUCAUCAAGGACACCCUACUGGUACUGAUGGAAGGAUCUCCCAGGGACGUCGAUUUCCAGGAGGUAGCCAACACGUUCAUGUCAUUACCGGGAGUUGUGAGGAUACACAAUCUUCGGAUGUGGGCUUUGUCGUUAGAUAAAACCGCCUUGUCAGCCCACCUUGCUAUACGAUCCGGUGCGAGCCCACAAAAGGUUCUGGAACAGGCGACCCGGUUGGUCCACGAAAAGUACAACUUUUUCGAAAUGACGCUCCAGAUUGAAGAAUUCAACGACGGCAUGGAGGCUUGCAGCCAGUGUAAAAUGCCGCAGUCGUGAUUGUCCAUUCCAUUGAAACUCUAGAGGCUGAUUGUAGUUUAGGAACAAGAUGCACAGAAAAAACAACCACUUACUUAAUGAAAAGUCAAACGUUUGGUAACAGCGUACCAGAAUUGCAAAAGUUGGCGUCAGAUAAAUAUAAGAAUACAAAAUAUAAUCAAGCUAAGAAUAAUAAAGUUACUUCUUAACAAACUAUACUGUGAAGUGUAGUGUAUACAGACUAUUUAUGUGGUUUAUAAAAUAUCGUCUGUCUUGCGUCAGCUGUGA
Molecule: messenger RNA, 1871 nt
Organism: Pararge aegeria (speckled wood butterfly)
Lineage: Eukaryota; Metazoa; Arthropoda; Insecta; Lepidoptera; Nymphalidae
Product: zinc transporter 2-like
Exons: 10
Coding region: 120-1604 (494 amino acids)
Biological process (GO): response to zinc ion; zinc ion transmembrane transport
Cellular component (GO): plasma membrane
Molecular function (GO): zinc ion transmembrane transporter activity
Source: RefSeq, a predicted model, not a curated record